This is a messenger RNA of Penicillium maclennaniae, 1248 nucleotides long. RefSeq lists its product as uncharacterized. Gene Ontology annotation, molecular function: transmembrane transporter activity. The record is from RefSeq and is a predicted model, not a curated record. The transcript is spliced from 5 exons. Bases 1 to 1248 code for a protein of 415 amino acids. NCBI's taxonomy places the organism in Eukaryota, Fungi, Ascomycota, Eurotiomycetes, Eurotiales, Aspergillaceae. Gene Ontology annotation, biological process: transmembrane transport.
AUGAAGGCAGCUUACAUGGCAUCGUUCUUUGUCUUCGUAAUUGGCUCUGUGGUAGCUGCCUCGGCACCAAAUUCAACGGCAUUUGUCGUCGGCCGCGCCUUGAGUGGGCUGGGAUCCGCUGGUGUGUUUGCUGGUAGCAGUAUAAUUGUCGCAAACACAACCUCCCUCAAGCAUCGGCCCAUUUAUACAGCCAUGUCUGGUGGUAUGGAGUGCAUGGCUUUGGCAUUCGGUCCAGUAAUUAGCGGUGCUGUGGCUCGCUACUCCAAAUGGAGAAUCAGCUUUUAUAUCAUCAUCCCUGUGGGUGUUGCGGUCAUUCUCUCUGGGUUUUUCUUCGUCCAUGAUAUCAAACGCCCUGAAAAUGCUAGUCUCUCCAAUAAGGAGAAGCUCAAGCGCUUGGACGUUCCCGGUUUCGCUAUUUUUGUUCCAUGGGCAAUAUCCGUGAUCCUCGUUCUGGGUUGGGCAGGAACAGAAUACCCAUGGAACGACUGGAGGAUCAUUUUGCUGUGGAUUGUAGCGGGCAUGUUUCCCCUGAAGCUUAUGUGCGAGCGGUCCGUCGCUCUCAGCUCCAUGUUCACCUUUUGCAACUCUGCAGCCCUUUUCGUCACUGCCUACUAUGCAAUCCGUGACGCGAGCACCUUUGAGUCUGGACUCAUGUAUCUCCCUACUGCUGUUCCCUUUGCCCUCGCAAUUCUCGCCGCCGGACCUAUCACAAGCUUUAUCGGUUACUACCCCCGUUAUGAAUGGAUUUCAUAUCAAAUCCUAUAUGGAAUUGGUGUUGGACUGGCAUUUCAGCAGCCAUACACCGCCGUGCAAACCGUCCUUCCAGAUACUGCAGUUGCUACUGCGCUGGUGGUUCUUAGCUUUACUCAAGAAAUCGGUGGCAUCGUGGCUCUCUCGAUUGCGCAAAACAUGUUCACGAAUCGACUUACUCGAAAUCUCACGAGAGAGGUACCGGGGCUAGACCCCCAAAUUGUCUUGAACAAUGGUGCGCUGGGGAUCAAAAUCAUCGUUACCGAGGGGCAGACGGCAGGUGUGAAGAGUGCGUACAACGAGGCCAUCAUUGAUGUUCACUAUCUGGCGUUGGCUUUGACCUGCUUAACCAUUGUCGGUGCGGUUUUCAUUGAAUGGAAGUCUGUCCGGAAGGAGAAGAAGGAGGAGGACAAAUGGGCAGUAACAAGGGCUGUGGAAGAUGUAGCGAAGGAGCAACCGCAGGGAGGGCCGACAGGUUCAAAUGGAGGGUCAACUUAA